UAUUUUGACGCAGGACAAAUGUUUACACACGCUUGCCGACGUCAGAUAGUAAGAUGGAUGUGGAGAUGGAGUGUUUGUCCUAUGGAUGCGGGCAGAGGUCAUAUGUCCUUCUGCUCUACACGACAGGAGCACCUUCAAUCGUCUCACACCAGUCAGGUCCCACAACGGCCGGGAGCACAGCUUAAUGUACGCUCUCUGCUCGAAAUGGGCUUUUCAGAAACUCAAGCCGAUGAGAUGCAUGAAGGCGCGUUGAAGAGCCGUGGGAAACAUGUUCCAUCGAUCCUGACAGUACUGUUACUCUUAGGGCUAAACCCGGCCAGCAUCCUCAAAAUAAUGCAGAAAUGUCCAGAGGUUUAUUCGCUUAAAGGUGCAGAGAUACAGCAGCGCAUCGAUAAUCUCAGGAAAUUGGGAUUGGUAGAAGGCAGUUUGCAGAGAGUGAUCAGUCACUACCCAAAGGUCAUGGUCCUGCCGAUCAAGAGGGUCAACAUGGUGUCUCGAUUGCUCAAAGAGAAAUGCCACAUUACCGUCCAGCAGCUCACAGACAUCCUCAGAGACUCACCUGAGGUUUUAGAGGAGGAUUUGGCCCGGUUAGAGUACAAAUUUCAGUAUGCAUAUUUCCGCAUGGGUGUGCGGCAGGCAGAGAUGGUAAAAGCCAAGAUGUUUCGUUUGACACUGUCCAUGCUGCGUUGUCGUCACUGUUUUCUUGAGCGUAGAGGACUGUACCAGACACCAGACAAGAAGGGCCAAACGCUCAUACUUAACCCAUUGCUCAAAGACUUCCUCUGCGUCUCCGAGGAAACCUACCUAACUCAGGUUGCUAUGGCAACGGCAGAGGAGUUCCAUGUGUUCUGUAAACUGAUUGAAAGAGAGCAGGAAGAGGAGUUCAGCAAUGAGGAACAGGAGUUGGGUGAUGAUGAUGAUGAUGAUGAUUUUGAUGAAAAACACUGGAAGACUGGCUACAAGAGGGACAAAAAAUAAAAAGACAUUCUACACGUUGUUAUAUAACAUCUUAAAAUGAUUAAAGGAACUAUUUCAUGUAACAUAA
Triplophysa dalaica is the source of this 1045-nucleotide messenger RNA. RefSeq names its product mitochondrial transcription termination factor 4 (gene mterf4). The transcript is spliced from 4 exons. Gene Ontology annotation, molecular function: double-stranded DNA binding. Lineage: Eukaryota; Metazoa; Chordata; Actinopteri; Cypriniformes; Nemacheilidae. Gene Ontology annotation, biological process: regulation of DNA-templated transcription. The record is from RefSeq and is a predicted model, not a curated record. The coding region runs from base 19 to 978 and encodes 319 amino acids.